CAAGGAGGACGUAAUAUUCUGGAACAGUUGGUAGUUGCCUGUGGUGGUGAAAUCAUCACACAAAUAGUCCCUUUCCUUCGAUCCAGACCGGAUGCCGGUGACAGUCCCAUCCUUGGUAGUGAUGCGCAGUCGAGUUCCAGGCAAUCGACAACAAAUGUGGCACUUGUCGCUCCUGAGUGCUGUCGAACUCUCAAAUACUUUCAGGCGCUAGCGACACUAGGUCGCGUUCCUCUGUUGCACACCGACUGGAUUCUGGAUGCCUGUCGUGAAGAAGCUGCCGCAGUUGCGGAUGAAAAUAUGCAACCUGGUGUUUCGUUGGAUUGGCCGAUGCGUCUAUUGCUUUCUUGCCCUGGACGUUAUGAGUUAGCGCGUGGUAUUUCUAGUAUUGACGGAGAACGUGUCAGU
Molecule: messenger RNA, 405 nt
Organism: Opisthorchis viverrini
Lineage: Eukaryota; Metazoa; Platyhelminthes; Trematoda; Opisthorchiida; Opisthorchiidae
Exons: 1
Source: RefSeq, a predicted model, not a curated record